Myripristis murdjan (pinecone soldierfish) is the source of this 3285-nucleotide messenger RNA. It is a transcript of the gene mfrp, whose product is annotated as membrane frizzled-related protein. Gene Ontology annotation, molecular function: protein binding. The transcript has 13 exons. The coding region runs from base 325 to 2109 and encodes 594 amino acids. The record is from RefSeq and is a predicted model, not a curated record. NCBI's taxonomy places the organism in Eukaryota, Metazoa, Chordata, Actinopteri, Holocentriformes, Holocentridae.
CUGCAACAAACCUGGAUAUUUUGAUAACAAGAGAAAAUUUGAAAUACAUUGCGUUCAGUUGUGCAUCAUUUUUUACCAGGAUUAUUUCGAUGGAUUUCCAGCUCUGUUAUUCUGAGAGAGAGAGGGCCAAGACACGGUUUCUACAGAGAAGUUCUGGAAGUUUCCAGCUGGUGUGAAAUGUGAAGGAUGUUAUGGCAAACUGGGCCAACUUUGCCAACAUUGCCUCACCAAGAAACAGCUCUCGUCACAGUAUCACUGAUGCAGUAUUUAUCGUAACAUCGAGCCCUGUGGAAAGCAGAGGGAUAAAGGAACAAGCCGAUAAAAAUGUCUGACCUCACUCAGGUAGCAGUGUACUCAGACUCCUCUGAUAUUUACAAGAAUGUGUUCUGCAACCCUGCCUUUGAGCUGGAGGGGGAGCGGGAGGACAAGGUGGAGGGUUUCCGGACUUCCUCAUCCACCCCUGAGCCAAUCAAACCACCAGCAGCCAACCGGGGGCUGUUCGGGGUGUGUGUGAUGCGUCUGCGGGGCCCGGGGUGCAGCUGGCGGCUGGUUGUGGUCUCUGCUGCUGCUGUGCUCCUGGUAGCAGCUCUGGGUCUCAUGCUGCUCCUCAUCCUUACACAGAUAAAAGAGCAGGCAGUGGACGGGCCGCUGCUGUCCACCAGUCCUCCAGACCUGCUGAGCAGAGGAGAUGGCAUGACCCUCAGUUUACCCACAGCUCCUGCCAACAGGACACACAGGGACAGUACAGCAGCACCGCCGCCCGCCAGACUCCCCCCGGCUGAGACACGUUGUGGAGGUGUACUGACUGACUUAGAGGGCAGUUUUAGUUCCCCUAACCACCCUGGCCCUUACCCCUCCAACUCACUGUGUGUGUGGGUGAUCCAGGUCCAGCCCCCAUCCCUGGUUCAAAUCCAUGUCUCCUCCAUGACUGUGGAGGGGCCGUCUCCCUGUCUGUUUGACUGGCUGGAGGUGCAGGAGCAGAUUGACCAGAGCUCUGUGGUCACCAGGUUCUGUGGUAAUGUAGCGCCACCAACAGUCAACACCAACAGCAGCACAGUCUGGGUCACCUUCCGCUCUGAUGGUAGCAUUGCAGGCAGCGGCUUCACUGCACAGUACCGGGCCAUACUACCUGAACAUAAGACCUGCUCCAGAGAAGAGUUCAUGUGUGACAGUGGCCGCUGUCUGCUGCCUGUAUCUGUGUGUGACGGUCACCCAAACUGUCACGACCAAACAGAUGAGGCCAACUGCAGCCAUAAGCACAAUGAGUGUGGUGGACAGAAGACUGGGCCGUAUGGCUACCUGGCAAGUCCAAACCACCCUAAGCCUUACCCUCACCAACAGUUGUGUACAUGGCGUAUAUCUGUUGAGAAGAGUCAUGUGAUCACACUAAGCUUCAGGAACUUCAGUCUGGAAACUCAGGAUGUGUGUGAGUUUGACUAUGUGGAGGUCCACGACAGUGCCGACACUGGGGCAGGACGGGUCCUGGGACGAUUUUGUGGUACCACCUUCCCACCAGACCUGACCUCCUCUGGCCCUCAGAUGACUGUGGUGUUUGUGGCUGAUGAGGGAGUGGCUGACAGCGGCUUCAAUGCAACAUACCAGGCUGUGUCUUUAACAGAAAGGACAUGUGGUCCCAACCACUUCAUCUGCAGUACAGGUGAAUGUCUGCACCAGCAGUGGCUAUGUGACGGAUGGAACGACUGCUCUGACGGAGCUGACGAGCAAGGCUGCGACAACUCCACGUACCCUCCCUUCACUACAUCAUGUGAGUCCAUUGAAGUAGAAAUGUGCCAGGGCCUCAGCUACAACCUCACCUCCUUCCCUAAUAUUUGGCUUUCCAUUGCUGAUCAGAGAGAAGCUGCUGCACUGCUGAGACAGUACCAGGUGCUGAAGGAGCUGGCGUGCUACGAGCCCCUGCAGAGGCUGGUGUGUGGGAUGUUCCUGCCUCAGUGCAGCCCCCAGGGCGGCAUCCUCCAGCCAUGCCGCUCCGUCUGCUCCUCGGCUGAGCAGCAGUGCAGCCAAGCCCUGGAUCUCUUCUCCUUCAGCUGGCCCUUCAACUGCCACCUGCUGCCCGACUCACAGGACCCCAUGGAGUGCUCGUCGCCUUGAUGCUUGAACAGUGACAAAGGAUUACAGAGAUGGAUGAAGUAGUAUUUUAGUAAUGAGAGUGAGACAAUCAUCCCAGCGUACUCCAAGUCUGAACAAUAUUUCACCUAUUACCUGGUGCCUGAUUUACAGGAUGGAGUGCUUGAGGAUUCAAAGGCCUGCUCUUUACAAAGCCGUGGAGUCAAGUUUUCUGGACAAUAGGCCCUCCAUAUCCACAACACUGAAAAGGUGUGUUGUAGCAAGCAGGCCACAAGGGAGAGACAAAACCUAUGGUUAAAUGAAUGUCCACUGUACACUGCCAGCCAAACAUCACUGUGGUCCAGGAGCGAAGACAGUGCAGCUUUCAAGGAGAUGCAAAGGAGUUUUUUUUCUGUGAUUGAGAAACUGAUUAUGCUGUAUGAAUGAAAUGACAGUUCUUAAUAUCCAAAGACAAUCGAAUUUCUGUAAAUCAUCUUUUUGUGCUUUAUUUAUUUCUUGGAUGUCAAUCAUGUAAAAAGAUUAUUCUCACAUGAAGCAGGAAUGACUCCAGAGAGAACAGCCUUUUUAAACCCUUUUUAAACAUAAAACAUUUAUUGCAUUGUUCACUUGUAUUAAUUGAGUGAUUGUGAACAGUCAGGACUUAAUCCAGUGAGGGGAAAAACAGAUAAACAUACAGAAACUGAAUCACUGCUGUGCUUCAACUAGUCUGCCUGAACAUGUACAACUUAUACUAUCAGACAGACAGAAGAAAGAAACUAACAUUUAAAGCAUGAAUAAUUUCAUCCACUUGUCAGCCUAUAUGGUGGGAGAAUCCUGCUGAACAUGAGAUAAAACACAGGGUUUUGGGAAAAGGAGCUUAAAUGCUGAUUGAUUUUGACUGAUCCUAAAAGAAACUAAUCUUUAUGCAGAAAGGUGAAUCAUUGUGCUAUAAUUUGGACAGAUACAGCGAGUAGCCAUCUCUUUCCACUAGUGACCAGGUGAAACAACAUUAAAUCUAUCAACUUUAAAUCGUACAUGAAGCUCAAGUGCUUUAAGGACAGUUCCAGUGUUUUGGGACUUUCUGCUCAGUCUCAGCAUUCCUUUACUGUCACAUCGUAUCCUGCAGAGCUUGAAAUAUUUGCUAUUUUAUUUUGUCCCAACAAGGUCCUUCUGUUUUUCAAAAAAUGUUUUGAAUUAAACUUUGUCCAGCUAUUUCAAGUU